This is a messenger RNA of Condylostylus longicornis, 3825 nucleotides long. It is a transcript of the gene fwd, whose product is annotated as phosphatidylinositol 4-kinase beta. Gene Ontology annotation, molecular function: 1-phosphatidylinositol 4-kinase activity. The record is from RefSeq and is a predicted model, not a curated record. Bases 278 to 3595 code for a protein of 1105 amino acids. Gene Ontology annotation, cellular component: membrane; cytoplasm. The transcript has 10 exons. Lineage: Eukaryota; Metazoa; Arthropoda; Insecta; Diptera; Dolichopodidae. Gene Ontology annotation, biological process: phosphatidylinositol phosphate biosynthetic process; phosphatidylinositol-mediated signaling.
CAUAGGGGGUAGAUUGUCAAAGCUUAAAAAAAAAUAAACAAUAUUAUUUUUACUUUUUAGACAAUAUUAUUAUAAAAAUGUCAAAAUUAGUAUCAUAAUUAUUUAAAAUAAAUAUUAAAACUAUUAUUACCUUUUUUGUUGUUCUGAAUUAGAGAUGUUUUCAACUAUUUUGUUUUGAAACAAAAUAAAGUGUCCUCGCCCAUUUUCUCUGUCAAACUACGCCUUUUUCAACCAUAUAAAAAAAUUAAAAGUUAUUUUUUAUGGUUUUUAUCAAAUAAUGUGUUCCAAAAUUCCCAUUAAUUGUGAGGAUUUUGCUGAAUCAAUUAUUACAUCGAAAAAAGAUAAAAAAAGCGAAGUUAUCGUUGAUAGCAGUGCCAAGCGUAAUGUUGCCAAAAAAUCAAGAGAUAUACCUAGCUUAAGAUCUAAUGAUUCAGGAAUUAUAUGUGGAUCAGAGUCAGACCAAUCUUCAAAUCGUAUAUCACACUCCCAUGAAUCACUAGAUUCUGGUGAAAUGGAUCAUGAUGAAGAAUGUAUAGAAAUCCUGGAAACCAUAUCCAUGGAUGAAGAAUAUAAAAUGCUUCAAUCUGAUUUAUGUUUCUAUCAACAAACUUCACAUAAUCAAGAUUUUGGAACAUUAAAGUCAAAUAAAAAAUCUGUGGCAACAAUUGCUAAGGAAGACGAAGAUGAGUUUGUUGACCAAAAUACUGAAAAUACAAAUAAAACAACAUGUGAUGGUAUUGCAAAUGUUGCUGAAUCCCAACAGCAAAUUUCAGAUUUAAAGACGGAUACAGUAAAAAAUAUUACUGCUGCAAUUGUUUCAGAAUCAACCAAACCAGAAAACAUUAAAAAUGAAGUGUUGUUUAAAAACUUUAAUUUUUUUGGAGCAACAAAAAAUGCAAUUUUCCGUACGGCUCAGAGCAUUAUUGAAAACCACGAGAAAAAAAUUGCUGCUAAAAAAACUGAAGUUGGCAAUUCUUCUUUAGCUGGGGAGCCUUCAGAAGUUAAAUCUCCCAUGGAGAUAACGAGAAAGAAAGAAUUUUUUAUAUUAAAAUCAAAUACAAAAAAAUCAGUAGCUCCUCCAUCGAGUUUAAGUAGUAUUGCCGCACCAACUUUAGACCAACAGUUAAUAUCACCAUCUUUCCAUAUUCCUGCAAUGUAUUCAGCCAAUUCCACAUUUGAAACCUGCAAUGAAAAACUUAGUUUACAGGAUGAACAAAAAUCAAUAACAAAAUCUAUUUCUUCUAAUUCUUUAAAUAAACUCAAAGUACCAGGGGUUGUGAAAUGUUUCAUAAAAGAAAAUGAUGAAGCAAAAGAUGCGGCGACUGUCUCCAAGACUGAAAAGGGUCCAAGUGGAUUGUUAAGAUUUUUAGAAUCACCCAUAUUUAAUAUACAUUUUGCUGUCCAUUAUCUUUUUUAUUCAAAAGAACCAGGAGUACUAAGUUUUAUCGGUAACAAAAUUUUUAGUUUUCCCGAUAAAGAUGUAGAUUUAUACAUUCCUCAAUUAAUUGUAAUGUAUAUACAAAUGGAUGAAUUGGCUGAAGUUUUAGAUCCAUAUUUGACAAAACGUUGUCGCUCGUCCGUAGACUUUUCUUUAAAAUGUCUUUGGCUGUUAGAAGCUUAUAAUUAUCAAGUCGACACCGUCAAUUUGUUACCAAAAGAUAAAAGAACGCAUUUACAAUUAAUACGUGAACUUUAUUCGAAAAAAGAACGGAAACAAAUUAAAAUGGUAAAUGCAGAAUUAAUAUCUCCAAUUAAAAAAACUCAUCAUCGUUCUCAAUCUGAUGCAACGUAUUUAUUAAAUGAUUCAAGAAAAUCUCCUGCUGUCUGUUCGUUGAAUGUGUCCUCUAGAAUGCCAAUUUACCAUAUGCCGUUAGCUACGCCCAUGAAACUUUGUCUUGGUGAUUUAACGUCAGGUCGGGCUUUUGAUAAUGGCUGCACUUGUUUUGAGUCGGUUAAAGGAACGGUGAACGAUUUGUUGGGACACAAAAUAUUUUGUUGCUGUGGUGCACCGAAAACUGCUCCACAAAAGGAAUUUAUGAAAGCUCUAAUUAAUAUUGGAAAAAAUUUAACUUCGCUACAAACAAAAGCUGAAAAAAAUAGUGCUCUAAGAAUAUUUCUAAACUUAAUUAAUAAAAAUUUGCCUGCACGUGUAUGGCUUCCAUUGCACUCGGAUGACAUUCCACAUCACAUCGUUAGAAUAAGUGAGGAAAAGACUGUCGUUCUCAAUUCUAAAGAUAAAUGUCCUUAUAUAAUAUAUGUUGAAGUCGUUGAAGUAAAUGAUAUAUACUCAUCCCCUGUUAUAAUGAAAUUAAUGCCUACAUUGAGGCAUACAAAAAGUGAAGAAAAUUUAGAGUCUAAAGACAGUGCAUGUUCACAUGAUCAGCAGUCGAUAAGAAAUAUUAAUGAAACAACGAAAAAUUCAGCUGGAAACAGUCUAAUAUCAAAAUUUAACUCAGAGAGUUGUGAAAACUGUCAAAUUCAACAUUUUAAUCAAUUGACUUUAACAGAAGACGAUGUAUGGUCUCAAGAAGACGAUGAUAUUACCGCCCAAUACAAUAUUUUUAAGCGCAAAAUAAAUGAAAGAGAUUCAAUAUCACAAAAGUCUUUAGAUUCAGAUAUAGGUAUGCCUACUCUGUUUAAUAUUGGUGAUGUCCGGACACGACAUUGCAAAAAUCUUAGUUGCGAAAAUACGAAACCAUUUAGCAAUGAUCCAGAAGACCCUUCCGCCGCAGCUUUGAAAGAACCCUGGCAUGAAAAAGAACAACAAAUAAGAGAAUCUUCGCCUUAUGGACAUUUAACGAAUUGGAAAUUAUUAGCUGCAAUAGUCAAAUGUGGGGACGAUUUGCGACAAGAACUAAUGGCUACACAAUUACUCGAAAUGUUUAAACUAAUUUGGGAUGAAGAGAAAGUUGACGCUUGGGUCAGGCCAUAUAAAAUUGUUUGUCUUUCAGAUGAUAGUGGAUUAAUUGAACCUAUUUUAAACACAGUUUCCUUGCAUCAAAUAAAAAAGAACUCAAAUAAAAGUUUAAGAGAUUAUUUUAUUCAAGAGUAUGGAGAUGUCGAAGGAAUACAAUUUAAAGCUGCGCAAAAAAAUUUUGUUCAAAGUUGUGCAGGAUAUUGUUUAAUAUCAUACUUGCUUCAAGUGAAAGACAGGCAUAAUGGUAAUAUUCUUCUCCAUUCUGACGGUCAUUUAAUACAUAUUGAUUUUGGCUUUAUUUUGAGUAUUUCACCAAAGAAUUUAGGUUUUGAACAGUCCCCAUUUAAAUUAACUGACGAAUUUGUUGAAGUAAUGGGUGGAAUGGUAUCUGAUCGCUGGGAUGAAUUCAAUUACUUAUUAUUAAAAGGAUUAAUGGCCGCCAGAAAGCACAUGGAUAGGAUAAUUAAUUUAGUUGAAAUUAUGCGAAGCAAUGCUCAGUUACCGUGCUUUAAAAAUGGUUGUUCUGGAACAGUGCAAAAUUUAAGAAAACGUUUUCAUAUGAAUUUAACCGAACAAGAGUUAGAACGGAAGGUUGAACAACUUGUGCAGGACUCAUUAAAAAGUCUUUCAACAAAACUUUAUGAUGGUUAUCAAUAUUUUACAAAUGGGAUUUUGUGAAAAAUGUUCUCCUAUAUCAAUCAUAAGAAUUUUGAAACUUUAAAAAGCUUUUUAAUGUAAAAUAAUAUAAUUAAAUCAUAAACAUAAAUUUUAUAUAUUAUAUAUAAAGCAAAAAAAAAAAAAUAAAUAGAUAUGAUUCAAAUAUUUUUAACUAAAUAAUUUAAAGUUAUUAUUUACAAGACUUAAGGCAAAAUAUAUAUGUUAGAUUUAAUUAAUACCCUUUACUUUUA